AUGUCAAAUCAUAAUAUAGAACCCACUUUUGAAUUUAUGAAGGCCCGGCAAGAAGCGAAAGGGUACAACGAUGGUACUUCAGACCAUGCAAAUAUCAAUAGUGGGUGCAACGAUGGUACUAAGCAUGUCCCCGGGAACCAUAAUUUCUCCGAUGCAAAUGUCAACCCUGGGGCCAAAGUGUGCAACGAUGCUACUGCAGACUCGUUUAACAACCAUGGAAGUGGGAAUCAGAAUUUCUCCAACUCAAAGAUCAACAGUGGCGCAUAUGCAGGUGAUCAGAACACGUAUAACACCUCAAACAACUAUGGUGGUCGCACUAUAAAUAACAGUGGUACUUUCAUUGGCAAUGGCAACGGUGGCUUUAACUCCUCCACAAGUAACUACUACUAUUAG
Sphenostylis stenocarpa is the source of this 393-nucleotide messenger RNA. The record is from the annotation of a GenBank genome assembly. NCBI's taxonomy places the organism in Eukaryota, Viridiplantae, Streptophyta, Magnoliopsida, Fabales, Fabaceae.